Stegostoma tigrinum is the source of this 4856-nucleotide messenger RNA. Its product is annotated as tripartite motif-containing protein 16-like. Lineage: Eukaryota; Metazoa; Chordata; Chondrichthyes; Orectolobiformes; Stegostomatidae. The transcript has 6 exons. Gene Ontology annotation, molecular function: zinc ion binding; protein binding. The record is from RefSeq and is a predicted model, not a curated record. Bases 106 to 1836 code for a protein of 576 amino acids.
GCCCCUACUCAGACUGCAACACCCCAUGGGUGUGUCUAACUGGCUUUAAAUCAGUUUAAAUCCCAGUGUCAGUGAUUGCUGUCUUAGGUUUUGUUUGCAUCAAUCAUGUCUGCUGUUAAUGUGCUUCUGUCAGAGGACAGCCUGGUGUGUGGGAUAUGUUUGAAAAUGUUCAAGGAUCCUGUAACAAUCCCAUGUGGUCACAGUUUCUGCCUUAAAUGUAUUCAGAGCUGCUGGGAUCAAGAUAAAGAUAGUGGAGGCCACUGUUGUCCUCAAUGCCAAGAGCAAUUCACUCCCAGACCUCAGCUUCUCAGGAGCCAUGUCCUAUGUAGAGUGGUUGAGGACUUUGCUUCAUCGAAGGGGAGCUUUUCUGAAGACUGUGUUGCUGGCCCAGAUGAUGUGGUCUGCGAUUUCUGCACCCACACCAAACUACAAGCAGAACAGUCCUGUCUGGUGUGCCUGGCCUCUUAUUGCAGAUUCCACCUGAAGCCUCACCAGGAGAAUGAGGCAUUCCAACACCAUAACCUGACCCAGCCGGUAAAGAAGCUCAGCCAGAGACGGUGCCUAGUUCACGGAAAAGCCCUUGACUUGUUCUGCAGAACAAAUCAGACCUUUAUCUGCUCAGUUUGUACAACAAAGGAACACAAGAACCAUGAAACAGUCACAGUAGAAGAGGAGGGAGCUGACAGAAAGGAAAAGCUUUUCCAAAAAGAACGUGAAGUAGAAGCAAGGAUAAAGAAAACUCUAGUCGAGCUCAGAUUUUUGCAACAAAAAGUUGACUCAAUCAUGAGCUCUUCACUUAAAGUGGAAUGUGAAAUUAGAGGCACGUUCUCUGUAAUGACUGAAGCCAUUGAGGAAGCCACUGAAGAAGUGAUUGGAUUGGUCGAGAACACAGUGCAAGCAGCACUGAGCCGGGCUGACAGAAUCCGGAGUCAACUCGAACAGAAAUGUGAUGAACUGAGAAAGGAGGAGCAGCAACUGAAAACCUUGUCAAAGAGCAGUGAUCAUGUGAUGCUGGUGCAGGAAUCUUUAGCUUUGAACUCGUCAUUACAGACUUGGGAUAUCCCAGCAUUCAGCUCCAAUGUUGAAGCCAAGCUUCGCUGCGCCAGUAAGGUAGCAACUGACCUCUCAGCACUGGUUACAGGAUAUCUGGGAGCAGCUAUCAGGCAAAUGAAAAACAACAAAAUAAAGGAACAAGACCGGGAUCUCCCUACAGUGACUCCUUUGCCUCAAGUUUCCCUGCUUCACCUGGAAACUAGAGAAGAUUUCUUACCCUAUGCUGUGAAUCUGACUUUUGAUCCCAACACAGUGAAUAAUUAUCUCCAUUUAUCAGCUGGAAAUCAGACGGUGACAGAAUGUUAUCCAGAGUCACAGGCCUACCCCAAUCACCCUGAGCGCUUCGACAGCUUAUGGCAGGUGUUAUGCAGUGAAAGCCUGGCCUGUGGUAAAUACUACUGGGAGGUGCACAGUCAGACUCUCACACACAACUUCCUGGCCAAAGUAGGGGUUGUGUAUGGGAGAAUGAAGAGAAAGGGGGCAGAGCGGUCAUGUUGUAUUGGUGAAAAUGCUAUGUCCUGGUGCUUGAAUGUUUACCCAGAUGCGGGAACCUGGCUCCGCUUUUCUACAAGACACGGAAAUAAAGGUAUUAACCUCCCAGCAACCAGAUGCAACCGGAUUGGGGUUUACCUGGACACUGAAGCAGGCACCCUCUCGUUCUAUGCGUUCAGUGAUAGAAUAAUCCUUCUGUAUAGAUUCCAAGCUGUCUUCACUGAACCCCUGUAUCCAGCCUUUGGCCUUUAUUCCAAUUCCUCUCUCACUAUUCAGCACUUUGAUCACUAGUUAUUGCUUCCAGCGCCUCUGUUCUGACCUUGCACCUCAUUACCAAGCACAAUCCAGAUUUCCUUUCAAAAAUGUUUUCUCAGCAAUUAGUCUAAGCAAUUCCUGUGAGAUAGACCGAAACUAUCAGCAAGGUGGAGCUUCAUACAAGAAAGGGUUAUGGAGGGAGAGGGAGAGAGUGAAUUAAACUGAAACAGAAUUAUUGAGCAAACAAUGCUUUACAUCAAUGAAUAAAUCCUCUGUGCCAGUGGGACUGAGCUUGAGAGAGUCAACUUCGUGCUCUAAGUUUGUGGAUUGAACCUGGUGUAACAUUAUUCCUACUUGUUCCUGGGAUUUGUGUUCACUGGCAAGGUCAGAUUUGUUGCCCUAAGAAUGAACAUGGCGAAUCACAUUCUUGAAUUGCUGCAGCCCGUAUGGUUUGGAUAUAGCCGCAUUGUUGUUAGAAAGAGAAUUCCAGAAUUUUGAUUCAGACAGUGAAACAACUGUAAUAUUUUUGCUCCAACAGAGGAUGGUGUGCGUCUUGGAUGGGAACUCGCAGGAGAUAGUAUCCCCACGCACCUUGUUCAUCUAGAUGAUAGAGGCUGUAGGUUUGGAAAAUGUCAAAGGAUACCUGAUGAGUUCCUGCAGUGUAUUUUGCAGAUGGUACACACUGUUGCUUUUGUGCAGCAGGUGGAGAGAGUGUGUGUUUAAGAUCGUGGAUGGGGUACUGAUCAAGGAGGCUGCUUUGUACAGAUGAUGUUGAGCUUCUUGAAUGUUGUUGGAGCUGCACUGAUUCAAUCAAGUGAAGAAUAUUCUAUCAUACCCCUGCUUUAUGUCAUGUAAGUGGUGGAGUGGCUUUGUGGAAACAGGAUGAGAAUUAUGUGCUGCAGAGUUCCCAGCCUUUGACCUGCUCUUGAAGUCACAGCAUUUAUAUAGCUGAUCCAGUUAUAUUUUCUGGUCAAUGGUAAUUCCUAGGAUAAUGGUAGUGAUUGAUUCAGUUACUGUAAUAUUAUUUGUGUCAGGGAGAGAUGGUUAGAUUCUUAAUGUAGGAGUUAGUGAUAUAUCAACACAUGAAUUAAGAGCUGGAGCAUGUUGUUCAGUCCUUCAAGCAUGCUUUACCAAUCACAGGAUUGCUGCUGAUCUGAUUGUAAAAUCAAAUCAAAGCAGACCUUAUUGAAACUUACAAGAUUCUUGGGCACACAAGCAUAAUUAAUGCUGGAGAAAUUCAGGUCUAGCAGCAAGCAGAGAGAAUCAGACAGAGUUAAUGUUUCAAGUUCGCAGUGAUUCUUCGUCAGUAAAAGAUUUUUGGGCAGCUAGGCAUGGUGAAUUUGGAGAGGUUGGUUCUCCUUAUGGAGGAAUUUAAGACCAGCAGGCACAGUCAAAGUAAGGACCGGUUUUUCUCUCAAAAGGUAUUAAAUCUUUGGAAUUCUUUACCACAGUCUGUCAAGUAUGUUCAAGGCUGAGAGAGACAGAUUUCUAUUUGGUCAGAGAAACAAAGGAUUCCUUGAGGGACAAGGGAGGAAAGUGGAUUUGAGGACUAUUGGUCAGCCAUCAUCUGUUUAAAUGGCAGAACAGACUUGAUGGGUCAAAUGGACUACUUUAACUUCUACAUCUUUUGGUCUAAAUUCUCAUUCCCACUUAACCCUAAUAACCUUUCACCUCCUUGCUUAACAAGAAUCUAUUUACUGGGGUUCUGCCAUAACGUGUGUUCCAGCAACGUGAAUAGCUGUAAUGUGACUGAAGUACAGGGGAGCGCUAUCUCUAAAACGCGAACUUGUGUUGGCUACAAUGUGACUCAUCGAUGUGCAGAGGAGAACAUGUUGACAUCACAUGAUCGUUUCGCAGGCUUUGUCCUGAGCAUGUACAAUGUCAGCACCUAAACAGUCUCCAUGAUCGUUGUGCUUUCUGUGAGAAGUACAGUACAUUUUAUGGCAAUGUCUACUGUGUGUUACCCACAAAAAUGUGAGGACAAAGUGACAAGAAUGUUGGCAAGAAGCAUCCUGGUGUUAAAAUUGCAGAUGGUCAAUGUAAAAGAAAAACUAUACGACUGGAAGAGAAGCCAGAUGUUGUAAGCAUUUUGAGUGUAAUGAGAGAACAUGUGAAAAUAAGUUCUACAACAGGAAUAAAGGAGUCUAUCUUACGCACCAUUGGAGACAAUGCAGAAAAAAAAUAAAGCAAGCUGCAUUGAAGGAACAAGUCUGAGCCACUGUGGGGGAUAAGGACAGUGUUCUUCAAUGUUGCAAGAACUUUAACAUCAAGAAUGCAAUUGACAUUAUUGUAUAGGCCUGGGAUGAUGUCAGUAAGGACUGCUUGCAUGCAAUUUAGCAGAAGCUUCUGCCAGAUUCUUUUAAAAGAUUUAAAAACCUUUGAUCUGUCACCUUUGAUUUUUGAUUCCCAAGAAUCAAAGAACAUUGUGUUGAUCUUGAAAAGCAAGUUGAAUUGGAAGAAGUGGAGAGGCAGGACGUUGAAGAGCUGCUUAAGUCCCACUAUGCAAGACCUCUCUGCAGCUGAUCUACAACAACUUGUCAUUGAGUGGGAAGUGGAAGCUGGAGAUAAAGAAGACAAAGUCCAGGAUGCAGCACAACGAGAGCUUUUGAAGAAGCGUCUAGGCCCGAAACAUCAGCCUCCCUGCUCCUCUGAUGCUGCUUGGCCCGCUGUGUUCAUCCAGCUUUACACCUUGUUAUCUUAGAGCUUUCGACUUCCGUUUUGUCUUCUAUCCUGAGGGAAUGUGAGAAGCAGUUGCAGCUUUUAGAGGACAAUGAUUACAAUGCAGAACAGAGCAGGGUAGCAGUUCAUGGAAUAAGAUGAUGAGGUGAUGAUGAUGCCGACCCUCAGCCCCUGCAUUAACAACAGAGCAACCUCAAAACCUCCUCCCCCAUCAAGUCACCUUGACAUUUUUUUCAAGUUAAGAUGUUAAAUUUACUUUUAUUUCAUUAUUAGCUAUGAAUUAAAAAUUUAUUCAAACUGUUGUAUCCUUUGUGUUAGGCCUUUGAUUGAUUUUCUUUAGUAAUUUAGGGUAAUUUUUUUUGGUGGUCUGACCCUAA